Symbiodinium sp. CCMP2592 is the source of this 2421-nucleotide messenger RNA. The record is from the annotation of a GenBank genome assembly. Lineage: Eukaryota; Dinophyceae; Suessiales; Symbiodiniaceae.
AUGACACCUGCCAAUGCCGAUGCCUACCUGAAAGCGUGGUGCGACUGUCCUCCUCUGGACAAAGUCGUUUUCUUCGAUGGCAAGAACUACCAGCCCCGUCCCCUGUAUUACAAGAUCAUUACAAAGUACAAAGAGAUUCAUGGGGGCAGUGGUGCCAACACGAAGAAGACUCGAUUGCCAAGAAGGCAGUUUGUUUCCAGAAAGCGGAAAACUGGAUUGAAUGCCUUUGAGAGGCGGCGGCAGGCUGAGCUUGAGGCUGCCGGAUCCCAAACAGGAGAGGAGACUUUGAAUUUGGAAGCCCUGGAUGCUAUUGCGAAAUGCAGUGCAAAGACGAGGCAGACCCAAACUCAGGUCGACCUCCGGGAAGCUGUGAAGAAGCUGCAGGCAGACCUUUGGCGGGACUUCACGUCUGGGCCCCUCUGUGGGACGGCCCAGAAGCUCAAGCAGCACGAGAAGGAACAUCUUGAGAACAAGGAGAAGUUGGGCCGGCUGGAGCAAAGGCAUUUGCAGGAGCAGCAUGUUACCCUGCCUCCUGGCUUUUGUGCUUUCGUCGUUCUUGGUGGCUGCAAGGAGGCGAAGACCCGUGUCAAAAAGCAAUUGCUUCGCCUUGGGGUCUGUGGCUCUGUUUAUGGUGGCUCUGACUUCCUGAACUAUAUCUCCGAGGAGAAGCUGCUUGCCAAGGUCGGCCCAAAUCACUUCGUCUACAUCUGCUGUGAUAGUGAUAGUUUCCUCCGGACCAUCCAUCCGUCAGUGCCAGAGGAUGACGACAUGAAGGAGGGAUGCAUCAGCCUCGCAAUCCGCGUCUUGGGCGGGUUCGUGGGGACGGAACAGUGGGUUAACCAUGCGGCGAAACGGCCGCACGAGCCGCCGGCCCCCAUCUUGCGGCUGCUCCCGGCCUAUGAACAGAACAUCCAGUUCUAUAUGUCGGACAAGGUUCACGAGAAGCUGAAGGGCAUCGUGGUUCAUCUGCAGAAUGCCUUGACCGAGAGCAUCCUAGCCCCCAACGUGCGGUGGAUGAUGAGAGAGAAGAGAACGCUUCUGUGUUCUGGCGGCAAGAAGUUCAGAAAAAGUGUGCAGGAGGCCACUCGGAAAAAGCUCGUCAAGAAGGGCGUGGCCGGAACAUUAGUGUCCAUCAAAGACUUCUUUCGUGUCCUGACCAAGGCACUUUGGAUCAAUAUGGGCAAACCACGUACCUCUGGUGGUGGCAAGCCAGCGAAGAAGCUGGCCAAGACCAAGGCCGACGACACGGAGCAGCUUCAGGACGACCAACAUUUGUGGACAGCGAUCCGGGAAAGCAUCGGUGUCAUCCGUGCUGCGAAUGCCUGGCCGGAAGCAGGCUCCGACCCGUUGCCUGCCGAGGGCCUGAUGCCCUUGGGUCCUAACUGGGAUGGAUCCAUGGUCAAGGACGACCAAGAGCAGCAGACGCGAGGGUGUGGAGUGCUCGGUGACCUGAACUGGGAACGAGCCGGCCCGGGCUGCGUUCUGUCGUGGGGCGAUAUGUGCGAUGCACGAGAUUUCCAUCUCAGAAAGGACCACAUUGACCCUUUGCCGUGCACCAUGGUUCUCUGCCAGGCGGAGACCAAGAGGGGAGAGCUCACUCCAACGAGCCACUUGCCGCACUUGGCGGCCUUCGUCAUCGAAUGGGCCCACCUGCUGGAAACCGAUGACCCCAAGAAGGACGUGUUCGCGAAGCGAGCGCGAGCCCUGCCUUUGCUCUUCGUGCGCUGCUCUCCUGACAGUGCGGAUGCUUUCUGGGAAUCUCACAAGAGAGGAGAAACGGUGCAAGCCGCAUCUUUCCAGGCAAGUGUCAGCUCCGAAGACAAGGUGGCAAAAUUGCUCAGGCUCAGAAAGCGAUGCCAGGAGGCCAACUGCUGGGAGUUCCUGAAGAGUAUGCAGUUCUUCAACAACAGCCCGACGUGGGCGAGCCGGUGGUCGGUAGUAACUCGGGUUCUGGGGAUUGCGAGCAGUCCCGACGAGUUCGGACAGCUGUAUAUCGGGAUGAAGGGCGACAACCCUGCACAAACUUUCCGAGUUGCCGUCAACGAGAUGAGCCGCGACAACCUGCUGGACACGUUUCAGGCUUUGGUUUGCACCCGCCAAUGCAUGCAGGCAAUCAUAGAGUCGACGACGGAGAGGGAAAAAUCUUCGGAGUGGAGAGACCUCCUUUCCACCUACGUGAAUCCGGAAAGCCUCAAGCUUUCGGGUGGCGGCUUCGCCGACAUCCACCAAGAAGCCUUCUUAGGCAAAACCGCCGAACAGGCAGCCGUCCUGCUUUUGCUGAAGCAGUUCUUGGACUUGGACUGUUUGCCAACCAUGUAUGCCGUGGUGGCUUCUCACGACACUGCUGUGAACCGCUUUUCGGACUCGCGGGUCCAGAACUUGGUGAAAAAAACAAUCGAGGAGCCGCUGGACGUGGACUAA